This is a messenger RNA of Hyaena hyaena (striped hyena), 4173 nucleotides long. It is a transcript of the gene ATP6V0A1, whose product is annotated as ATPase H+ transporting V0 subunit a1. Gene Ontology annotation, cellular component: vacuolar proton-transporting V-type ATPase, V0 domain; vacuolar proton-transporting V-type ATPase complex; plasma membrane. The transcript is spliced from 22 exons. The coding region runs from base 136 to 2673 and encodes 845 amino acids. The record is from RefSeq and is a predicted model, not a curated record. Lineage: Eukaryota; Metazoa; Chordata; Mammalia; Carnivora; Hyaenidae. Gene Ontology annotation, biological process: vacuolar acidification; proton transmembrane transport. Gene Ontology annotation, molecular function: ATPase binding; proton-transporting ATPase activity, rotational mechanism.
CACGUCGAGCGCUGCUGUCCCGAGCCGCGGAGGCUGCGGGCUUGGUCUGGGGCGGCUGCUUUGGCUGCGGCCCGGCCCGCGGCUGAAGGUUGGAGAGAAAUCCGUAUACUCAGUUGACUGGCACUGUCUGCCACCAUGGGGGAGCUUUUCCGAAGUGAGGAGAUGACGCUGGCCCAGCUUUUUCUACAAUCAGAAGCUGCUUAUUGUUGCGUUAGUGAAUUAGGAGAGCUGGGAAAGGUUCAGUUUCGUGACUUAAAUCCAGAUGUGAAUGUUUUCCAGCGGAAAUUUGUGAAUGAAGUUAGAAGAUGUGAAGAAAUGGAUCGAAAGCUCCGAUUUGUUGAGAAAGAGAUAAGAAAAGCUAAUAUCCCAAUUAUGGAUACUGGUGAAAACCCAGAGGUGCCCUUCCCCCGGGACAUGAUUGAUUUAGAGGCCAAUUUUGAGAAGAUUGAAAAUGAACUGAAGGAAAUCAACACAAACCAGGAAGCUCUGAAGAGAAACUUCCUGGAACUGACUGAAUUAAAAUUUAUACUUCGCAAAACUCAGCAGUUUUUCGAUGAGGCUGAAUUGCAUCAUCAGCAGAUGGCGGAUCCAGACCUGUUGGAAGAGUCCUCAUCCCUCUUGGAGCCGAGUGAGAUGGGAAGAGGCACACCGUUAAGGCUCGGCUUCGUGGCUGGUGUGAUUAACCGGGAGCGCAUCCCGACUUUUGAGCGCAUGCUUUGGCGGGUGUGCCGGGGGAAUGUGUUCCUGCGACAGGCUGAAAUCGAGAACCCCCUGGAGGAUCCUGUGACUGGUGACUACGUGCACAAGUCUGUAUUCAUCAUUUUCUUCCAAGGUGAUCAGCUGAAAAACAGAGUCAAGAAAAUCUGCGAGGGGUUCCGGGCCUCACUCUAUCCCUGUCCUGAGACACCACAGGAGAGGAAGGAAAUGGCUUCUGGAGUUAAUACCAGGAUUGACGAUCUCCAAAUGGUUCUGAAUCAAACAGAGGACCACCGCCAGAGGGUUCUGCAGGCGGCAGCUAAAAACAUCCGUGUCUGGUUCAUCAAGGUGCGGAAGAUGAAGGCCAUCUACCACACCCUGAAUCUGUGCAACAUAGACGUGACCCAGAAGUGCCUGAUCGCCGAGGUCUGGUGCCCUGUCACCGACCUCGACUCCAUCCAGUUUGCACUCAGAAGGGGCACGGAACACAGUGGCUCCACUGUGCCCUCUAUCUUGAACAGGAUGCAAACAAAUCAGACUCCCCCAACCUAUAACAAAACGAACAAGUUCACAUACGGCUUUCAGAACAUAGUAGAUGCUUAUGGAAUCGGGACUUACCGGGAGAUAAACCCAGCUCCAUAUACCAUCAUCACUUUCCCUUUCCUGUUUGCUGUGAUGUUUGGGGACUUUGGCCAUGGCAUUUUGAUGACCCUCUUUGCUGUAUGGAUGGUAUUAAGAGAGAGCCGGAUCCUCUCCCAGAAGAAUGAGAAUGAGAUGUUUAGCACUGUGUUCAGCGGCCGGUACAUUAUUCUGUUGAUGGGUGUGUUUUCCAUCUACACUGGCCUCAUCUACAACGACUGCUUUUCCAAGUCUCUUAAUAUCUUCGGGUCAUCCUGGAGCGUACGGCCAAUGUUCUCUUUAUCUAAUUGGACGGAUGAGACACUUCGGGGGAACCCUGUGCUGCAGUUGAACCCGGCUAUCCCUGGAGUUUUUGGCGGACCAUACCCUUUUGGCAUUGAUCCAAUCUGGAACAUUGCUACCAAUAAACUGACCUUUCUCAACUCCUUUAAAAUGAAGACGUCUGUUAUCCUUGGCAUCAUCCACAUGAUGUUUGGAGUCAGCCUGAGCCUCUUCAACCAUACCUAUUUCAAGAAGCCCCUGAAUAUCUAUUUUGGAUUUAUUCCUGAAAUAAUCUUCAUGACCUCUUUGUUUGGCUACUUGGUUAUCCUUAUAUUUUACAAGUGGACAGCCUAUGAUGCUCAUACAUCUGAGAAAGCACCAAGCCUUCUGAUCCAUUUCAUAAACAUGUUUCUCUUUUCCUACGGUGACUCUAGUAAUUCGAUGCUGUAUUCUGGACAGAAAGGAAUUCAGUGUUUCCUGGUGGUGGUUGCGCUACUGUGUGUACCUUGGAUGCUACUAUUUAAACCACUGGUCCUUCGCCAUCAGUAUUUGAGGAGGAAGCAUUUGGGAACUCUCAACUUUGGUGGGAUCAGGGUGGGCAACGGACCGACAGAGGAGGAUGCUGAGAUUAUUCAGCAUGACCAGCUCUCCACCCAUUCAGAGGACGCAGAAGAGCCUACCGAGGACGAAGUGUUUGACUUUGGGGACACCAUGGUCCACCAGGCCAUCCACACCAUCGAGUACUGCCUGGGCUGCAUCUCCAAUACCGCCUCUUACUUGCGGCUCUGGGCCCUCAGCCUCGCUCAUGCACAGCUGUCUGAGGUGCUUUGGACCAUGGUGAUCCACAUCGGCCUCAGCGUGAAGAGCUUGGCCGGAGGUUUUGCGCUGUUCUUCAUUUUCGCUGCCUUUGCCACCCUGACCGUGGCCAUCCUCCUGAUCAUGGAGGGCCUCUCGGCCUUCCUCCACGCACUGCGGUUACACUGGGUCGAGUUCCAGAAUAAAUUCUACAGCGGAACCGGUUUCAAGUUCCUACCCUUCUCCUUCGAGCACAUUCGGGAAGGGAAGUUUGACGAAUGAGCCCCAUGUAGGGCCGUGUGCCACAGGCUGCCCUCCCCUCCCUCCACAGUGGUUAGCUCUGCUCCUCUUGCCUGUUGGUUGUGACCCCUGGGUCUCGGGGCAUUUGUGUCAUCCCUGCCGCCCUCCCAUCUGUGAGUCAUUUAGAUAGAUCCAGCCCUCCCUGGGUCCCCUGCCACCACCAACUUCCUGUGUAGCAUAGUGAUUUUCUAGAGGGAAGCUGGGCUCCGGCUGUCACUCACACCUCCUGGGCACCGGCCGUGCCCUCCCACCCUCCGUCCAGCCAGAGACAGCCCCUCCUCUGUCCCCUGGUGGUGAUCAAGUUUGUGCAUUUUACGUGUGAGCCCAAAGCCCACGGAAGGAGCGCUUCACAUCCACGCCCAGACUUUGAGCCCCCUGUUGCUGCCACUCUAGUCACUGGUUGGGGGUAGGGGUGCUCCUGAACACACCCCACUCUUGGGUUAGUGGGUGCGGGUCCAGGAAGAUAUUUCUGUCCUCUGUCUAUCCCUCUGGCCUUCAGAGCAGUUGUUAAUCAGGAAUUUAGGUGGACCCAGCUGUGCAUGGCUUCUCCCUGUCACUCCCAAGGGUCCUAGGGUACCCAGCACCACUCCCUAACCCGCACCCUCUCCUCCUCCUUCCCCCUGCUCCUGUUUGUGCCCAGCGUAACAGCACGGCAGGGAGUGACCCAAACCGAGGUCCUGGCUGCCGGCUGUGGCUGGCGGCUGCUGCUCAGGCCGUGGCGAGCCCUGCCACAAGCACGCCCUUCCGGCAGGUGGUUCAGACGGAGGUUGUUUCUGGGUGCAGACCCCACGACCUUUCCCCACCCCUAAUCAUGAGUCUCGAGGGCAAGGCUGUAGUCAUCAGAGGUGGUUCUGCCUACAGACCUUCCCUGCUCUGCCCUCCACUGCCCUGCCCUACUUCCACUGGGGUCCCAAGUCAAGGGAGUGGGGUCCUGGGCAGGGAAGGUCGGUGCCAUUUACAGUUUGCUGAUUGGAGGCGACCGCCAGGGCCACAGCACCCGUGGUUGUGAGAGCCCUGCCCUGCAGGCCACUGGUGAGCGCCCCCCAGGGGCCACCUCUCCUGCCUCACCUGCCCCCCCCCCCCCGCCCCAUGCUGGGCUGUGGCUCUCAGGGCCUUGUAAUCAUGUGUUGGCACCGCAGCCCAGACUGCUUCAGCGAAAUUGAACCCCGUGGCCCUCAGUGGUCGAGAUAAUCCCCUGAAUUGGCCAGGCCCCUGCCCUCCUACUCGGGCUUUUCCGAGUGAGAUACUUAGAGCCGCUCACCACUCUCCAGGGCAUGGGCCACCCACCCCCGCUUCACCGUGUGCUGGCCAGUGUGACCUACCCCGACAUUGUGCAGAGCCCCCUCCCCUCCGGGCCGUGGUUUACAGGACGCCCUUUGCUCUGUUUACAGCAGGCUUUGCCUCAGAGCUCUUUGUCAGGAACCCUGCCGGAGGCCCUUCUGUCCACACAUCCCCGUGCUGAAUAAAGUGUGUUUGACUCUA